GCGUGGUUAGCUAGUUAUACCCCCUGGCCGGGCCUCUGCCCCAGGCUCUAAGGUGCGGAGGCCCCAGGCGCGGGUCCCAUCGCCUAUCACCGAUGAUGGCAGGGCCUGGAAGUGAACCCACAGGUUUUGUCGUGUUGAAUGAAAGUUCACUUUGGGAUCUGCUGAAUGAUCUUUACGAUGUCAAAUUGAAGUGGAAAUGGAUAGGCCUGGGGUUAGGUUUUUCAAUAUCAGACCUUGAAGCGAUGAGUGGCAAUCCAUUGGAAUGCCUGCAGUGCAUGCUGAGCCGAUGGCUAAAGGGAAUUAACCCUGAACCAACCUGGGAUGCCCUGGUUAACGCUCUAAAGGCUCCUGUGGUUAACGAGGAAAGAAAGGCCCAGGAGUUGGAAGACAAGUUUUGUUGCAGUUCUUCUAUUACUGCUGCUUCUGCAAGUAACUCAAAUAUUAUGCCAGAAAGUUCAGUGCCAUUAUCAGAUUCGGAUCCUGAUGAAUCUCACCGUGAUGACACAUGUAUUUCCUCCAGAGUGAGGCCAAGUCUCUGUAGUGCUCUUAAUAAAGUUCAUCAUCCAGAAGUAAGGGGAAAACUUAAGCGGAAAGACAAUCGAUUUCGAACACUUGUAAGAGAGACCCAGCGUUAUUUAUCGAGUACUAUCCAAACAAAAGAAAAUUUAAAUGAUUUCAAAGUUGCCGUCACACUGUUGCCUGCAUCACUAGAUGGUCACCAUAUUCUCCUUGCACCAGAUGACCGUAAAGUAAUUAUGGCAGCCACAGAAAUUGCUCCUAUUUUUGUAGUUCUCAAUCAGUAUUGGACCUUUGUCCAGUAUGAGCUCCUGGAGUAUGUAAUCAAGAAGUUUGGCAGUAACAGCCUCAAACAAAAGAUAAAAGCAUAUGUAACCAACAUGGAUAAGAUCGAGACGGAAAUUGGAAUAAGUCAUGUGACUGCUGUGCAGUUGUGCUUCCCAUGCUCUGACUCAGUUGCAGUCGAAGUUCAUCUCCAAGGCUCACAACACACAUUACGUAACCCCUCGUUUUGUCCAACGUGCAAUGGCUGAGCAGCGAGAACUCCACCCUCACACAGUUCGCACGUUUCGAAAUGAUCCAGGCUCCAUGAUUAUCACACUGCUUAUCCCAUACUCUGUGGCUGGUCAUGUUCUGGCCACACUUCGUGGUAUUCUGCCAGCCAAGGACCUGUUAUCAAGACCGUUGGAGGAAAGGAUGGUUUAUAAAAUAGAUGGAGCUGGGACGGAGACUUAUCUGCCACUGGGUCCUUCCAAAGAAACGACAGCUGACAGACAGCAGGGAUUGCACAAUCUUGAUCGAUUUCUAAAUCGAAAUGUGAUCGAGGUUACCAUGACAGACAGCUAUGAAAUUGUUUCUCGGGACAAAGCAAAAUCAAAGACACAGGACAAAAUAUCUGCAAAAGAUGUGUAUGAAUUUACGGAUGAAGUGUUUUAUGUUGAAGACUUUCAUGCCCAAAAGUCGGUGAUGUAACCUGUUCACAUGGACACAUUUUAUUCUCGGCCCAUUGCUGAUUCAACUGUCAAGGGACCCUUCAUUACCUCCCUCUGUAACCUCCGCCACAUCUCUAUUAUCAUUUAAACACAACUUAAUCAAUCACUUAAGCACAAUGUCUUAAUCCUUUAUGGGUACAUGUUCAAUUAUAGUGUUUACCACUAAUACAUGUAUUGCCAUUGCAUAGUGCAUAAACGUUUUUAAAAA
This is a messenger RNA of Geodia barretti, 1716 nucleotides long. Lineage: Eukaryota; Metazoa; Porifera; Demospongiae; Tetractinellida; Geodiidae. The record is from the annotation of a GenBank genome assembly.